Messenger RNA from Zychaea mexicana, 661 nucleotides. RefSeq lists its product as uncharacterized. The transcript has 3 exons. The coding region runs from base 62 to 661 and encodes 199 amino acids. The record is from RefSeq and is a predicted model, not a curated record. NCBI's taxonomy places the organism in Eukaryota, Fungi, Mucoromycota, Mucoromycetes, Mucorales, Lichtheimiaceae.
UGCUGCUAUCCUACUCGCUACCCUGCCGAAUUUCGCGGACUCAUACUGUGUCUACAACAAAAUGGAAGAUGGCAGCGACAUCGACGUUCGCCAGAUUAGCGGCCAGGGUGCAAAAUCCAAUUAUUUUGCCCGGUUUGAGCAUAGACAAAUUCGUCCUGGAGAGCACGAAUGCUGUCCAUACGAUAGUUACGAUUGUAGUGAUAAACCAGAUAAAAAUUCUAUUGUUUCUUUUUGGUCUCACCACAGUAAUGAAAAGUUUUCGGAUUAUGGCGUCGAGAUCAAAUGCCCUGCUGGAGGAUUCGUUAUAUUUCACGGUACUAUGAAGGCUCCUAGAUUCAGCGUCUUUUAUGACAAUGGCGCUCCUCUCCAAAACCACAUCGGUUACCGCUACGUCAAUUUGCGCAAGUCACGUAAAAUGCAGACAAGUAGAGUCAAAAAAGGUCAAGAAGCUAAGAAAAAAGAGGCCAUCGGUGAUGACACUGUUGCCGACCGAAAAAAGCACGCCAAAGAUUCCGGAACUGCUGCUUCUACUAUUGAUGCCGGUGACAAAAACAGCAACAACGACGUGGAGAAUGCCACUAUUACUGUUUCUAACAGAGAAAACAAAUCCAAAUCCAAGGAUAACGGUGUUGACAAACAACAGAACAAUGAGGAAACUUAG